This is a messenger RNA of Linnemannia hyalina, 1494 nucleotides long. The record is from the annotation of a GenBank genome assembly. Lineage: Eukaryota; Fungi; Mortierellomycota; Mortierellomycetes; Mortierellales; Mortierellaceae.
AUGGAGAUCAACCCAGCUGUCACCUUUAAACACGACCGUUCUAUCAUGUACGCCAAACGGCCCAAGGUCCUUAUUGUAGGAGCUGGUCUGGGGGGACUUACCCUGGGUAUGCUCCUUCACAAGGCCGAUAUCCCUUUUGAUAUCUACGACAAAGUUCCAGAGAUCAAACCCCUCGGUGCGGCGAUGUACUUCAACUGCACGACUGUCAACCUCUUUAAGCAGUGUGGGAUCUAUGAAGAGUUUGCUGCACUGGGAAAAUGCGUUUCUGCGAUCAAGAUUUGUAAUGAGCAACGAGAGCUUGAGUUCUCUAUUGACUUUGAAGGGCACGAGCAAGAGUUUGGAGCAAAGGGCUACAUGAUCACACGUCCAGCACUGUACGGCCUGCUCAUGCGUCAGAUUCCCAUAGAACGCAUCCACCUUGGCAAAAAGGUCCUCACCAUGGACCAGGGAGGGAACGGUGUCCUUAUCCGCUUCAGCGAUAGGACAGAGGCUGAGGGAGACAUUCUUGUCGGAGCCGAUGGUGCAUACAGUGCCGUGCGCCAGGGGCUCUAUGCCAAGCUGAAGAAGGCUGGCACUCUCCCUCCAUCCGACUUGCUCCCUCUCCCUUUUAGCACGGUCUGCCUGGUAGGCCAAACUCGUCCCCUCACUCCAGAAGAGUUCCCUGAUAUCGCGCGGGAGCAGUGUCAAAUGCGCCGCACCAUUGGUACAGACAAGAUGUAUUCUUGGUCGACAUACAAUACCGCCCAGGGAACCAUGGCAUAUAUGGUCCUUCAAUUUCUAACAGAUGAAUCAAGCAAGGAAAACGAUGCUUUCCGUAAUUCGGAAUUUGGACCCGAGGCAGUGCUGGCGAUGUGUGAGGAGGUCAAGGAUUUCCCGGUCAUAAGUGGAGGUGACCACAAGUAUACUUUGGCCGACUUUUUUGCUUGGUCAAACAAGGAGCACAUCUCCAAGUUUAUGCUGGAGGAGAAGGUGCUCAAGACUUGGUACCAUUGCCGCACAGUUCUCAUUGGAGAUGGCAUGUCCUGGCUCAAGAACAUCUUAACCAACUUGCCUCUUUUCUACCCUUCCGAUUUUUCGUUCUUGCAGCUGAAUCCUGCCGGAGGAGUUGGCCCUGCGAACGCCGUCCAAGAUGCCAUGGUGCUCGCAAAUCUGAUCAACGGCCUUCCCUUCCACCCCAUCGCCGAGGAGAUCGAAGCGGCGUUCAAGGCCUAUCAGGAAGAGCGUAUGCCAUGGGUCAAGGAUGCACAUAAAAUCAGUCAAACUCACCGGACCAUGGUCGGACAGUCGUUCGCCUCAAAGUCAACUAGAUACGUCUCGAAGCAUAUCCCGCCAUGGCUUUUCAAUCGCAUCCAGGCGCGCGCAUUCAGUUAUCGUCCUCAGAUUGCGUUCUUGCCCCUUGCCGUGGAUAAUGGUCGUGUCCGCCCUGCUCAUCAACCCAGUUUGUCUGUCAAGGCACCCGUCAAGCUAGAAACUGUGACGACAUCGUGUAAAUAG